UUAAGGCCGAGCACAUCAGUUCAGUUUCAGAAUUUCGCUUUGCAAGAUCUACGCUAAAACAAUCUGUUCGGAUUAUAAUGCAGCCGGUAACAUUUGUGCUUUGUAUACUGGUGCUGGGCGCCCAUAUGCUGUUGGUUCUGAGCGAUUGUGAGGUGGGCGGCCAGAGCUUGAAGGUGGGUCAGACGUAUAAGCCACCGGAUCGUUGCAUUGAGCACACCUGCCAGCCUAACGGCUCCAUAAAGGGCAAGACCUGCCCCCAUGUGGCCACACUGAAGCCGUGCAAACUGGUCGAGAAUGUCAAUGAACCCUUCCCCAAAUGCUGUCCAUAUUACGAUUGUGACAAUAAUCUCAAGCUAUAGAUCAACUGUCGACUUGAAAUUCAUAAAAAAAAUAUAUAUAUACAUAUAUAUAUAUGCAUGAUCCUUGCUGUUGGCUUUGUGCACAGUGCUGCCAGAUAUGUUUUGUUUGGUCUUAAAAAUACGCACAGUGUGGCAGCAUGUUUAGAAUACAUUUUGCUUUGUGUAGUA
Messenger RNA from Drosophila virilis, 527 nucleotides. It is a transcript of the gene ssp7, whose product is annotated as short spindle 7. The record is from RefSeq and is a predicted model, not a curated record. NCBI's taxonomy places the organism in Eukaryota, Metazoa, Arthropoda, Insecta, Diptera, Drosophilidae.